AUGCUGCUGAACUUCCGUGGCGCUUUGAAGCUUUCUCCAGCAGCCAUUCUUCUUGGGACGUCUUUCAACAUACUAGAAGCAGUGUCCAUUGGCUUGCUAAUCUUUCCACCAUCAGCGCACGGGGCUGCCUUUGCUAAUCUACAGAGCCAGGCGAUGUCUCUGUACAUCAUGAGCACUGUCGUCUCCCAAAUCACUCUCACCUGUGGGGGGUCGAGUAUGCCGAGCGCCUUAGGCUCGAUGCUGGCGGAGGCACUCCCAUUUUUGAGGAGCAUUGCCACUUCCAUCCAGCAGGAGUUGAGCCCGGAGCAUCCUGGCGUGCUUCCGACAACAAUGGUCGCAUAUGCAUUGACGAGCCUCCUGCUGGGGGGCGUGUUCUUUGCACUUGCAGCAUUGCGCUGUGGUAGACUCACGGGAUACUUUCCUCGAACAGUCAAGACUGGUGUAGUUGGCGCUGUGGGUGUCUCCCUAUUUGUUCUAGGGCUUGAGAUUCCUUUUUCUUCCAAAUCGGCCCACCUGAGCUACAAGACUCUCUUCGAAAAGAGUCAUUUGCCUUUGCUGGCUGCUUCUCUAGGGCCAGCCGUUCUACUUUCUUCAUCAGGUCGCCUUUCCUGCCUUGAACGAAUACCGAAGAAGCCGACGAAGCAUCCGCUCUAUAUACCGCUAUUUUGUUUUGCUGUGGCGGGUGUGUUUUGGCUCGUCGUAGCGACAUGCAAAGACGCUUCCAUGAAAAAGCUUGUCUCAGCUGGCUGGCUCUUCAGUGUAGAGCAUAGAUCCACUCAGGCUACCGCCGCAGCCGAGUGGGACUACUGGGCCCUAUUCAACUUCAACAAGGUCGAAUGGUACGCCUUGUCGGCUGGAAUCCGUGAUAUCAUACUACUCGUUUUGAUUGGCGCCCUGAGCUUACCAAUUUUUGCCUCAGAAGCGCUUCUGGAACGGGGCAAGUCGGACAACAGCAUGAAUCACGAGUUUGUUGGCCAUGGUAUCUCGAAUACGAUAGCUGGGGCGAUUGGCACUCUGCCUAAUCUCUUCGUGCUUUCGAACUCUCGAUUCUUCUAUCGUGCCACAGGCCGCCGCCCAGAAGCCGCGUUGAUUGCGCUUCUCACGCUUGCAUUCUUCUUUUUUUCAUUCCGCGUCCUGCCUUAUGUACCGACCAUACAGGCCUCGGCUCUUGUGCUCUUCGUUGGCAUCGAGCUGAUGCUGGAAGCGUUGUGGGAUUCCACAGCGUCACUUACUAGCUGCGAGUGGACCGUCGUCGCGAGCACUACAAUCGCUUGUACUUGGCUUGGAUUCGCACCGGGAGUGGGGGUAGGAUUUGCAGUUGUUGUAACCCUGCAAUUUUGCUACCACAUCCUCGAUUCGCGACCCCACGUGACACAACUGUGCACACACGUACCGUUGAGUGCGGUGCCAUAUAUUCCAUCAUUUUUCUCUCAGAUGUCUUUUCCUGGCGAUCUGUCGAAAGAAAUGGGCUAUACGGUUACAGAGCUGCAGUCUUCGUCGUCUACAGCUCGGCUAAUGCUGCCAGUCGUGGUAAGCCUCAAGGGACGCAUCAGCUCUUCUGCUAUUCCUUCAUUAGACCAGAUCUUCGGACGAUAUUGUCAAUCUUCGCAUAUCAUACUCAACUUGGAAGCGGUGGAUUCAGCUGAGACCAGCGUCGCAGAGUAUAUACAAACCCAAGCUAAGAAAACACAGGACACUCUCUUCUUCAGCAUCGUGGUUUCUCAUACCCAGCUAACACUGAAGAGUGAUUUGGAGCGGGGCAAAGUGGAUUGUAGCUAUAGCGUAGCCACUCCGCCAGUGGUUAGUGCUCCUGCAUCUGUUAGUCAGAAGCAGCUCCGAGUAUACGACACGCUGGAAGACGCGAUUUGUGGUCUACGAUACGAGCACCGGUCAAGCUCUUCCUUCUUGCCCGCUAACAGUCUCACUGCAUUGUGCAAGACGAUCUUGCAUCAGCACAACAGGAAUAACAAGCAAUUCACACUUCCCGAGCUGCAUUCGGCAGGAACAGUGGUGAGAGUCCUCGCAUGUGGUGAGACAAUUGCUUGCUCUGAGUACCCGUUUCUACCGGCAUUCGUGAUACUCGAUGGUCGCGUGGCCUUGCGAGAGCAUGCUACUUCACUUGGCGGUGGAAAAAGAAUGUGUAUUCGAAAGGCCGUGCCUUCAGCAGCGAGAGCUAUCUUUCGGCGCAAGACAACAGAGAAAGAUAGAGAUAAUAUCUCUGUAAUAGAAGGGUCUGUACAUGGUGCUGGGCCUCGCGUGAUUGCACCGCUACUUCCGUUCUGCGCCCGUGUGGACAGUGAGACUUGUUUGAUCUUAGAUAUCGAUGCCCGCAACACGCACUGGGCUGAGAUAAUCAAACGGUGGAGACAAAUAGGCGCUAUCAACGACAAAAAGUAA
Molecule: messenger RNA, 2397 nt
Organism: Bipolaris maydis ATCC 48331
Lineage: Eukaryota; Fungi; Ascomycota; Dothideomycetes; Pleosporales; Pleosporaceae
Cellular component (GO): membrane
Source: RefSeq, a predicted model, not a curated record